Molecule: messenger RNA, 1251 nt
Organism: Trypanosoma brucei brucei TREU927
Lineage: Eukaryota; Euglenozoa; Kinetoplastea; Trypanosomatida; Trypanosomatidae
Product: chaperone protein DnaJ
Exons: 1
Coding region: 1-1251 (416 amino acids)
Biological process (GO): response to heat; protein refolding
Cellular component (GO): cytosol; cytoplasm
Molecular function (GO): ATP binding; Hsp70 protein binding
Source: RefSeq, a predicted model, not a curated record
AUGGUCAAGGAGACAGAGUACUACGAGCUGCUUGGCGUAGCGGUUGAUGCUACUGAAAAUGACAUCAAACGCGCUUAUCGGCGGUUGGCCCUGCGAUACCAUCCUGACAAAAACCCUGACAACGCAGAGGCUGCGGAGAUGUUCAAACAGAUUAGUCACGCCUAUGAAGUUCUCAGUGAUGAGGAUAAGAGAAAACUGUACGACCAGCACGGGAAAGAUGGACUUAGUGGUGGCGGUGAUGAGGGUGAAUUUGACGCAUCGGAUAUCUUCUCCAUGUUCUUCGGUGGUGGGCGGCGACAACGUGGCGAGCGCAAACCAAGGGAUCUCGUACACGAACUGGCGGUAUCGCUAGAAGAUAUGUACAAUGGGCGUGUGAAGCGUGUUGCAGUCACGCGUGACAGGUUAUGUAGCCAAUGCGAUGGGAGUGGUGUGCGCCCUGGGGCUCAACAGCAAAUGUGUGAGGCAUGCAAUGGCCAAGGCAUACAAGUGCUUGUGCAGCACAUAAUCCCCGGUGUUCGCCAGCAGGUGCAGUUAACAUGCCAAAACUGUGGGGGUUGCGGGAAGUAUGUGAGGGAGAGCGACGUUUGCCGGCGCUGCCAUGGGAAGCAAAUGGUAAGGGAUGAAAAAGUUUUGGAGGUACCAAUCGAGCGGGGUAUGAAGGCGGAUGAUGCGAUACGUUUUGAAGGCGAGGGAGAUGAAGUGCUGGGGGUGCGACUAAAGGGAGAUGUGCUCAUCAUUCUAGCGGAAAAGCCACAUGACGUAUUCCGUCGAGUAGGAGAUCAUCUCAUCAUGAACUAUCGCAUCACUUUACAGGAAGCUCUCUGUGGCUUUGAGCUCCCGGUACAGCACUUAGACAAACGAAUGCUGCUGAUAAAGAUCCCAGCUGGGCAAGUGAUUGACCCGGAGGCAGGUUGGGUUGUCCAUCGCGAAGGUAUGCCGCUGCCGAACACGGGCGGAAUUGAGCGAGGUAACCUCAUCAUCCACUUCGAGGUGGAGUACCCGACGAAGUUAAGCUCACGGCAGAUUGAUCUGAUCGCGGACGCUUUUCACGUAUCUGAAGGGUUCCCCCACGUGGGAGGGCAGAAAGUUGUGCUUCGGGAUGAGACCGCACGACGGCAGAGAAGGAAUACGGCAUCGGCCAGGCAGGCGCAACAGCGGCGUUCCAGGGAUACUCGCGGCUUUGACAACCCGGAUGUCUUCAGUAUGGGAUUCGGUGGAGGUCAAACAGCACAUCAGUGUACUCAACAGUAG